Plasmodium adleri (nom. inval.) is the source of this 1656-nucleotide messenger RNA. RefSeq names its product ATP synthase F1, alpha subunit. Lineage: Eukaryota; Apicomplexa; Aconoidasida; Haemosporida; Plasmodiidae. The transcript has a single exon. Gene Ontology annotation, molecular function: ADP binding; proton-transporting ATP synthase activity, rotational mechanism; ATP binding. The record is from RefSeq and is a predicted model, not a curated record. Gene Ontology annotation, biological process: proton transmembrane transport; proton motive force-driven ATP synthesis. The coding region runs from base 1 to 1656 and encodes 551 amino acids.
AUGAAGGCAAGACAUUUAUGCCAACAAAUUAACAAAUACAUGCUAACUAACUUUUUGGGUUCUAAGAUAUGGCUAGAUAGGUAUGUCUCAAAAUAUUCAACAAAGAUUAGUCCAAUAGAGAUAUCAAAAAUUUUGGAAAAGAAAUUUGAAUCUUUUAAUUUUAAAACAUCAUCAAAUGAAGUCGGUUAUGUGUUAAGUGUUGGUGAUGGUAUUUGUCGAGCGUUUGGAUUAAAUAAUGUGAAAUCAUCAGAAUUAGUUGAGAUAUAUAAUGAAGAUGAUAAAGGGAGUGUUACAUAUGGAAUGGCUACAAAUUUAGAAUAUGAUAAUGUAGGUAUUGUUAUUUUUGGUAAUGAUAGAAAUAUAAAAGAAGGUGAUAUAAUCAAAAGAACUAAUCGUAUUAUAGAUGUAAAUGUUGGAUAUGAAUUAUUAGGUAGAGUAGUUGAUGCAUUAGGUAAUUGUAUAGAUGGUGAAAAAAAUGUAGUUACUAAAGAUAGAAGAAAAAUAGAAAUCAAAGCACCAGGAAUUAUAGCUAGAAAAAGUGUUAAUGAAUCUAUUAUUACAGGUAUUAAAUGUAUAGAUAGUUUAGUUCCUAUAGGUAAAGGACAACGUGAAUUAAUAAUUGGAGAUAGACAAACAGGAAAAACUGCAAUUGCUAUAGAUGCUAUUUUACAUCAAAAAAAUAUAAAUGAUAAUAUUCUUAAUGAUAAUGAUAAAGUUUAUUGUAUAUAUGUUGCUAUCGGUCAAAAAAAAAGUAAUAUUGCAAAAUUAGUCAAUCUAUUAAAAAAAUAUGAUGCUCUAAAAUAUACUAUUAUUGUCAAUUCAAGUGCAUCUGAUGCUUCACCUUUACAAUUUCUUGCACCCUACACAGGAUGUGCUAUGGCUGAGUUUUUUAGAGAUAAUGGAAAACAUGCAUUAAUAAUUUUUGACGAUCUAAGCAAACAAGCUGUUGCUUAUAGACAAUUAUCAUUAUUAUUAAGGAGACCUCCAGGAAGAGAAGCAUAUCCAGGUGAUAUCUUUUAUAUACAUUCCAAAUUAUUAGAAAGAUCCUCAAAAUUAAAUGAUAAUUUAAAAGGAGGUAGCUUAACUGCCUUACCAAUUAUAGAGACAUUAAAUAAUGAUGUCUCAGCAUAUAUACCUACAAAUGUUAUUUCUAUUACAGAUGGACAAAUCUUUUUAGAAAGUGAAUUAUUUUAUAAAGGUAUAAUUCCAGCAAUAAAUGUAGGUCUUAGUGUAUCAAGAAUUGGUAGUAGUGCUCAAUUUAAAUGCAUGAAAAAACUAGCAUCAUCUAUGAAACUAGAAUUAGCUCAAUUCAGAGAAAUAGUUGCAUUCUCACAAUUUGGAUCAGAUUUAGAUGCAUCUACCAAAAAAUUAAUUGAAAAGGGUAAAAUAUUAACAGAAAUAUUAAAGCAGAAACAAUAUUCUCCUGUUCAUAUAAGCUAUCAAAUAUGUUUAAUUUAUGCAGCUACAAAGGAUUAUCUUCAUAAUCUACCUAUAGAGAAAGUACAAGAUUUUGAGAAGAAAUAUUUUCAUUAUUUAGAUUCAAAUUAUAUCGAAGUUUUAAAAAAAAUACAAUCUAAUUGUGAGUUGUCAGAAGUGGAGGACCAAAUAAAGCACAGUAUUCAAAAGUUUUUAGAGAUUUACAAAAAUUCAGAAUGA